Molecule: messenger RNA, 3510 nt
Organism: Tuber melanosporum (Perigord truffle)
Lineage: Eukaryota; Fungi; Ascomycota; Pezizomycetes; Pezizales; Tuberaceae
Exons: 6
Coding region: 1-2925 (974 amino acids)
Biological process (GO): SREBP signaling pathway
Cellular component (GO): Golgi membrane; endoplasmic reticulum membrane
Molecular function (GO): sterol binding; protein binding
Source: RefSeq, a predicted model, not a curated record
AUGGGGAAAGGGAUGUUCUUCCACUCGCCGCUGUUAUACUGGAAUUGCUCUUUGUCGGCAAUAAAGGCUGAUACGAACUUGAUUACAACGGUUAACAAGGAGUUCAACAAGCGUUCUCCAGCGAACGUUACAUUACGGUGGGGCUCUGUCUUUGCUGGUAAAAAUUUUCAUCACAAUCAAUUGGUCAAGGCGGAUGCCUUGGUCAUCAGUUUCUUCUACCGCCUGGAUUCCUCCGCCGGGGAACUCUGGGAUCAACGGGCUGCCAUCUUGGCACAAGAGGCAAAUUCCCAUGGCAGAUAUGAUGUUUAUCCGAGCGAUGGGAAAGAGAAGGGGAGCACACUUUACGAGUUCCGGUUUCAGCCCAUGAGCAAACUAGACAAUUUUAUGCUGGCUGGAUGCUAUCUUCUUACUCUGGCAUACCUGACCAUUUCUCUGCGGAACUUGCGGGCUGUCAAGUCAAGAUUGGGCCUUAUUGCCGCAGUUUUGAUCCAGAUGGCAUUUUCAGUGUCGUCUAGCUUUACGAUACUAGCCUUCUUUAAGGUCCCAGUAUCUCACGUACCUAGGGAAGUGUUUCCUUUUGUCGUGAUAGUGAUCGGAUCCGAAAACAUGUUCCGUCUCAUAAAUGCAGUUUUAGAAACCCCUGCCGAACAGCCCACAACUUCUCGCAUAGCGAUUGCUCUAGGGGAGGUUGGAUUUCUCUCUUCGGUGGCGGUAGGAACAGAUCUGGCACUAUUAUUUAUCCUUGGUCAAUUCUCCGUUCCUGCAGUUCGGGAAUUUUGCACGUUCGCUUGGGUCGCCCUGAUUAUGGACUUCUUCCUGCAUUUGACCUAUUUCUUGGCAGUUUUGAGUGUCGACGUAAGGCGUUUGGAGUUGCGGGAUUCAUUGGAUCGGCUCACUUUCAACAGACCCGAGUCGUACGGCGGGCGGAUGGAUCCAGAAGGGCGGGGCAAAUCAGGCGAAUUAAUAAUGCAAAGGGCAAUGCCGAUGAGUACUAGGAUUGCGGGUUCCGUCAUUUUGAUCUGCUUUCUCGUUGCACUGAACAUGCAUUUUCUGGAAAACCAGUCUCCAUUGCGAACCGUGAUCUCUCUGUGCGAAAUGGUUACCAACCGGGGAGGAACCAGACUUACCGAUUCGCCAGGCCCUAGCCCGUCGCCAAUUAUGCCGAUCAAUGUCGCGCGCACACCCACGGCAUGGCUCAAGAGACAGGACCAACUAACUGGAAAAGAGCUGAUUGGAGUCGUUAAACCUGGUGCAUAUCGCAUGGUUGCCAAGGCGUACGACCCCAUAUUUUUCGUCGUCCGCGGUUCGUCUCGCUCCAAGAUUCCUGGUCUGAUGCCAAGCCUGGUAAGUGCUGUUGCAAUCGACACGGUGAAGGAAUACAUACAAGGGUUCAUCUUGACUGUUAUUGUCGUGGCGGCUGCUGUCACUCUCUUAAUGAAUCAUCUUCUAAUGAAGGAUAUAACUGCGGAUUUGGUUGAGGCACCAGAGAACGAAGGUCCUUCGCUGACCUGUCAAACGCUCUAUGAGGGGCACUCUUUGGAUGUGGUCAUGCUCGCGGCGUCGCCGAGAGGGGUUGUUGUAUCUGUGGGAUUGGAUAGGAGAAUUGUGGUCUGGAAAUUAAAGACAAUGUGGCAACUUCCUUCGAAAGACAUUAUUCGGCCGACAUGUCCUCAGCACUCAUUAUGGCCUAUAAUUGCUAUCGCGUUGGAUGAGAAAGGGGAAUGGCUGGCUAUAGCUCCGAGGCAAGGGAGCGUCUCAAUAUGGAGUAUCAAGGAAGCAACUUUCAAGCCAUCAGUUUCCAUAGAUCUGGGUGGCCACCAACCUAGUGCGUUCUUUUUCGAGCCUCGAAGUCGCGGUGAUGGUCCACGAUUAAUAGUUUUGAGGCAUGACGGUUGGCUUUCAGAGGUAUGCGUCAGGACGGGGAAUAGUGUGCACCACAGGAUUUGCACUGGCGUUGUUGUUUCAUGUUCGCACGGGGGGUUUACCCCUAGGCUGCCAUUAAGGGUGGUUACUGCCUGCCAGAGGGGAAAGAUCUUUGUGACCUCGAAGUCGGCUGGUGAAUGGUAUUCCCGCCAGCUCAGCCUAUUGGAACAGCCGGUGAUUCCCUCAAUACUGGAUCCGAGUGAGAAUUGUACAAUCUUGCCGCUUUCAUCUUUGGGGAUGAUUGUGACUUCAAGGUCAUGCAAAGUUGACCUGGUAGACUUAUUAUCAGGCAGCGUGAUACGAACGUUCCAAACGGGCCAGUUCAAGCCUAAUUCAUUGCGGGUGUUCCACGCCAACCGCCGAACAUGUCUAUACUGCGGUUGCCCGGCAGUCCUAUCAUUCUCCAUUGCAUACAGCGAACGAGAAUCCGGCAUGUUCAUUAUGCACACAUGGUUCUCCUCCAGCGGCCGAAUGAAGGAUAUCUGCCUGCGGGCAGAGCGCGAUCGAAGGGAACGCAAAUGCUCCGGAUUCGAGAGUGCAGUGGAGAGCACCCACUGGUUGGAAAACGUAGAGACCUGGGAACCGACAAACCUGAAUCUGGUAGCGGGUAUCCGACGCCGGGAAACCAUACAGGAGGAGUCGAGUUCAGACGACUCCGAACUUCUCUCCCAGCACCAAGCCUCGAGCCUCCGACGGCGAAAGAAAAUGGGCAAGAAGCACAGCGCUGAGGACGACGACGAAUGGGAAGCCUGGACCAUGCAUGCCGAUGGUGUUGUGACUUCCUACCCACUCAGCGAUAGCGCGGCCGAGGAGUCAGACGAGUUUCUACUGGUUAGUAGGGCCGGUCCCGUGUGUCGGGUGGGUCAAAGAUCUGUUGCGGUGGGCUUUGGCAACACAGUCAAGUUACUGGCCGUUGGGAACGAGCGAUACGAAGGAGAGGAUGAUAAUGACGAUAUUUCUCAGAUUUCACGGAAAGCUAGGCCGCAUCAUCAUCGGAGGUAGAUGGCGUAUUUUUUCUUCUUUCUUUUUCUUCCUCUUAACAUUCCCUUUUUCUCCCCUUUGGUUCGCUUUUUAUUUAUUUCUUGAUGUAAAUGACAGUCCUUGGCAACGUUUUUGAUACUUGAUACCUUUUUUCUUUUACCUUCUCCUCACCUUUCCUUGAGCGAGGGCGGCGGCGGCGACGACGACAGUGGGGGAUUAUCAUAACUCAUUAUACCACCGGUACGGUAUGAUACCUCAAACCCUGUGAAUCCAUUACAUUACACUACAUUCCAUUCCAUCCCACACCAUCUCAUUCUCCGGCUGGUUUUGGUCUGCUUCCUCAUCGUUCUCAUUCACCUGUUUAUGUUUUUGUUUUUCUUGCCAUUCAUCAUCGCCAUCACCACCAUUUUUAUUAUCAAAUUUUUGAUAGUAGGGCCUCUCUGUUUGUUCUUAUUUUAUUAUGUUUUAUUCUAUUUGGCGGGAAUGGGAAAUGGGAAAUGGGAUUGGGUUCUAUGGAGUUGUGGCUUGGCUGGGAUUUGUCAUUGUACAAAGCUUAUGAUAUUAUAAAGGAAAGAAAAGACAAAAUCGAGAACAUGAGUGAAAGUA